GUCAGCUGUACGCGUCUCCGCGAGCCGACCGACCCCGACUGCCGGCAGUACCGUGCCAGCUCCCCGAGUGGAAGGUCGCGUUCGCUGCGGUUUAGACCUUUCACCACGUGUUUACUCUCGUUCAACAUUAUCAUUGUUGAUCUAAAUAUUGUGUUGUUUUUCCAACCAGGCAUUUCAUAGGGAACCCGCUAUUUCCUCGAACAGUUAUUGUGUAUGUAUGACGGACAAGUGUGCGAGUUAGCGAUGCCUGGCCGGGGACAGUGUACUCGUCGGUGUGAUCGGUGAUUUCGGCGCGGCCGCUGACAUGUCUCGGGUGAUCGGUUACUUGGCGGCGUGGAGCGCGCUGUGCGUGGCGGCGGGCGGCGUGAAGCCGGCGCCCGUGAGCGUGCCGCGCUGCUGCCCCGCGGGGCAGGCGCUCAGCGCCGACACGCUGCGCCUCGCCGUGCUGCCGGCCGGCGCGGCGCCGUGCGCGCCCGCCGCGCCCGCCGCCUGGACCCCGCGCGUGUACGCGCCCAGCCGCGGCACGCUGCUGGCGCCCGGCUUCCUGCCGCCGCACUGGCGCGUGGUGCAGGGCCAGCUGCCGGCGUGCGAGCCGCUGCGCGUGCUGCCCGAGCACGCGGCACCUUACGCUUUGCUCGCUAACAACGGAUUUAUGCUGCUGCGGCGUGCGUCGGCGCCGCUGCCACCCGACCGGUACUGCGCCGACGCGACGGCGGCGCUCGUGUGCGAGGCGGACGCGCCGCUGGAGCCCAGCAAGUGCUGCGCCGAGGGCAGCGCCUUCAACGGCACGAGCUGCGUGGAGGCGGAGGAGCGCGGGCGGGAGGCGCUGGAGGAGCUGCGCGCGCUCAGCAACGGCAGCGUGGGCGUGGGCUGGCCGGCGUGCCCCGAGGGCUCGCGCUACGCCGUGGCGGGCGCGCUGGCGGGCGCGCGGCUGGCGGGCGGCGCGCUGGAGCUGCGCGCGGCGCGGCGGCGGCGGCUGGCGGCGGGCGCGUGGUGCGCGGAGGCGCUGCUGGCGCAGCGCGCGCUGCUGGCGAGCGGCGGCAGGCGGCGCGGCAGCACGCGGCACACGCUGUACGGCGCGGGGCUGGCGGUGGGCGCGGCGUUCCUGGCGGCCACGCUGGCGGCCGGCUUCGCGCUGCCGGCGGCGCACCACGCGCUGCACUGGCGCUGCCAGACGCACUACGUGGCGGCGCUGAUGCUGGGCGACGUGCUGCUGGCGGGCACGCAGCUGGCGGGGGACCGCGUGCCGGGAGACCUGUGCCGCGCGCUGGCUGUGUGUAUGCAUUUCCUGUUCCUGUCGGCGUUCUUCUGGCUGAACACGAUGUGCUUCAACAUCUGGUGGACUUUCCGCGACUUCCGGCCGACGUCGCUGGAGCGCGGGCAGGAGCUGUGGCGGCUGCGCGUGUACAUGGUGUACGCGUGGGGGGGGCCGCUGCUGCUGGCGGGCGCGGCCGCCGCGCUGGACGCGCUGCCGCCCGGCGCCGCCGCGCCCUUCCUGCGCCCGCGCUUCGCCGUGCAGCGCUGCUGGUUCUACGGCGACAUGGAGAUCCUCGUCUACUUCUUCGGGCCCGUGGGCGUGCUGCUGCUCGUCAACCUGGCGCUGUUCGUGUCCACCACGCGCCAGCUCACGUGCGGCCUGUGGCGCCGCGACGAGGUCAAGUCCACGUCCGAGCGGGCGGCGCUGGGGCGAGUCUGCGCCAAGCUGGUGGUGGUGAUGGGCGUGACGUGGGGCGCCGACGUGGUGUCGUGGGCGGCGGGCGGGCCCGACUACGUGUGGUACGCCACGGACUUGCUGAACGCGCUGCAGGGCGUCUUCAUCUUCCUGGUGGUGGGGUGCCAGCCGCACGCGUGGGCGGCGCUGAAGCGCGCGGCGGCGGCGUGCUGCGCCCGCGGGCGGCCCGGGGCUCGCGCCACGCACUCCUCCACGCACCUGCCCUCCUGCGGCGAGUCGCUCACGCACACCACGCCCGCGCCCGCCGCCGCCGCGCCUGCGCCUGCCGCCGCACCGCCGCGCGUCCCCAUGGAGACCGUGUGCUGAGUGAUACAUUCAACUUUGCCCUCUGAGGCUCUCGAGCUUUAAUGUACUUUACGUACUUAGUCAUAGUGAAUAUUUAUUCUUCAGUAUUAUUUUGUAUUUCCGUAAGGAUUACGGUCGGUGUUGUCGUAAGAUUGACCGCUGAUGAAGUGAUGACGGACACGAACAGUGCGCCUGAUGUGUAGAAGUGUAAAUCUGUGUAAAUAUAUGUAAUUGCGAUAUGUGUCUUUUAUGUAAGAAAGCGAACGACGAAAGCUCCCGAUACGUGAGCUUUGGUGACAUCUUGCCCUGUUAGAUUGGCUGUUGAUCAAAAAAUAAAUGUUAAACCAUUA
Helicoverpa armigera (cotton bollworm) is the source of this 2367-nucleotide messenger RNA. It is a transcript of the gene mthl1, whose product is annotated as probable G-protein coupled receptor Mth-like 1. Gene Ontology annotation, molecular function: G protein-coupled receptor activity. Lineage: Eukaryota; Metazoa; Arthropoda; Insecta; Lepidoptera; Noctuidae. The record is from RefSeq and is a predicted model, not a curated record. Gene Ontology annotation, biological process: G protein-coupled receptor signaling pathway; cell surface receptor signaling pathway. Gene Ontology annotation, cellular component: membrane.